GUUUUUGAUAAGAUCAAACAAGAAUUAGUUUUUUAACUGUGUUAGAUUGAAGAAUGGAAUUAAUGGCUUACGUGUUGUAACAAAAACAUGGCACAAAGUUAGGACCUGUAGAUUUUCAUUAGAUAUGGUAUGGUAUAUCAGCACUACCACCCUGUGUACAAGCAGUUUGUGCAGCAGUGGCUGUAGAAGUAUCAGCUGAAAUUAUUUUAUUUUACCAUUUGACAUUUUUAAUUACACAUGCUGUAGAUAUUUUACUUUUAAAAACUAAACUGAAGUUCUUAUCACCUGCUCGACAUAUGUCUUGUAUGACUGUGCUAAUCUCACAACCACACAUUUCCAUUCAGAGAGGUAAUAUAAGACAAACCAUUAGAAAAAGGAGAAGUGUGGUUUGUAGAUGGUUCGUGUUAUAAAGAUAGCACAGGCAAAACUAACACAGGAUAUGCUGUGGUUAGCUCAGAUCAAAUUAUAGAAGCCAGACAGUUGCUAAAUACACAUUCAGCACAAGCUGAUAGAAAAAUAGCUUUGACAAGAGCAUGUCUUUUGGAAAAAAAGGCCAAUCAUUAACACUCUAAAAAUGGCUGGGUUAUUUUUUAACCUAAAAUGCUGGGUUGAGUCUGUUGGGUUGUUUUGCUGGGUUAUUUUUUUACAUUUUAAACACUUUUUGGGUAGUUUCAGUUUUCUAGGUGUUGGGUUAAAACUGCUGGGUUAUUAUGCUGGGUUGUUUGAAGAGGCUCAUGUGCUUCGCCCCCUUGAUGUUUGAAUGUGCUCAGCAACGGUCGUCGUGAAAGGACAGAGUCACUGGAAGCAGUUGUUUCAAGAGUGUGCAGAGUUUUUACGUCCAUCCAUUGAUGAGGCUAGCAAGACCUUCAUACAACUUCAGCCAAUUGCAACAAAUGUGGUGGAAUUUCUUCUCUGGACAAAAUCCUCGAAAACCCUUUCCUUUCGUCCUGGCCAUGGGAAACAUGCAGCAGAUCUCUCAAUGUUUUUUCUCAAUCAGUCUCUCUGAAUGCGGAAGUGACUUAAACUGCAAUUCGGCCAAGAUGGCGACGGCACGCACCGCCUACUUUUAGCUUCAAAAAUGCUCUUCACAAACAAAUGGGUGAUGUCACGGACACUACUUGCAUAUUUUUUACAGUCUAUGGUUUAAAGGCAUUUUAAGUGCUUGAAAAUAAAUACCCCAGGCAAUGUGCUUCUAUGGGAAUUCCUGUAGUCUGUCAUUUUUCAAAUGGAUGAAUCCUCUCCUGUUCCAUUCCUUUGCACAUCUUUGUUCGCGACGAGUAACUUUAAUAAUUGAAGUAUUUUUAGUCAAAUACAUUCCAUUCUGUGAAACUUAAAACAUUUGUUCUGUAAAAAACCUUUACACAUCUAUGAAUGAUUUUACUUUUAAUUUAACAAUUACAUUGUUUCUUUUCUUACACUGCUGUAGUUUUGUUUAUGUACAUUUCAGUAUUUCAUUUAUAUACUGUAAAAUUACAAAUUCUGUCUUAAAUUUAAACGAAUUGAUUCAACCUGUUACAUUGUUACUUCAAUGUGCAUAAUUUAUGAUAUUUUAUAAAUAUAUUUAUACUUGGGUCGGUAAGCAGUCCUUUAAAUGAUUUUGCAACUUCCAACUGUAAAAAUGUAAGAGUUUGUAGUUAUUUUGUAGUCAAAUAAACAUUUAUUUGCUGUUAACAAUGGUCUUGAUUUACAAUAAAGCACAUGAUAAAAAAAUAACCCAGCAAGAAUAACCCAAAACCCAGAAUAUUAAUGCCAUAAAUGGUUAAAGGUAUAGCGGAAGAUUUUCGCGAAUUUUUGAAAAUAACCGCCCCUCCACUUUUUUAAAAAAUGCACAUGCGCAAUACUCUACCUUCUCCAGAGAGGUAACGCCUAUUAAUCAUGUGCACGAGAGAGCGUGAACGAGCCGCCUCGUGCACGCUUUGUUUACAAGUUGCUGUCGGCAUCGCACAACGCAGAAAAAAGCUACUUUACAAGUGAAUAUUUGCACUUUUUCCCACUAUGUUAGACUCACCACAGAGCUUUCAAGAAGAGAGUCUUGUGGGAUCUGAUAUUGACUACGAGCCCGUGCCCGGUUCAUCCCAACCAAGAUGUAGUAGGGGGGGUGCGCCUAGAGCCCGAGGGAGACGAGGUCGGGGCAGGGGCGCAAGCACCAGCCGAGAGCGGGGAGAAUGCGGCCGUGGGAGAGGAAGCGGUCGGGCUAGAGGUCGUGGCCGUCUGCUCGUUGACCUGUCACGGGAGGACUUCCUAAGGGUUGAAGAGCUUCAUAAACAGAGGAUGGCAAUUGAGGAGGAUAUGAUAAAGAGACUGACAUUAGAUGACUGCCAACAGCUUCUACAAAGAUGGCUCACUCGUGAACCUAGUCUCAUCUUUGACCUCAUGAGUCUCACCCCUGAUCCCCCUCCACCAGGACCUCCUCAUCCACAGGCACCCAGCUGGUGUGUCUGUAGAAACUGCAGAAAUAUGCCAACAUUGCUGGAACAGAAAUGCUGUCAACAACAACCACAAAACUGCACAUCACUAUUGCCACACAUGGAGCUAUACAUCUUGCAGGAAGGUGUGCUAAGACUGGCCAGGCGAAUCUGGAAUGACCUAAGGGCAGAGGUGGACAUCCAGCAAAUGGGACCAGGACAUAGAAUUGUUAUAGCUUCAUCAGGGCUCUCAAGAGAGAAGUUCUCUGCCGAGAUCAUAUCUGUCGAGCCGCGGACACGGUCACACUAG
Messenger RNA from Misgurnus anguillicaudatus (oriental weatherfish), 2715 nucleotides. The record is from RefSeq and is a predicted model, not a curated record. NCBI's taxonomy places the organism in Eukaryota, Metazoa, Chordata, Actinopteri, Cypriniformes, Cobitidae.